AUGGCAGCGAUUAGAUCCAUUGGGUUUAGUCCAAGUGGGAUUAGUGGUACUAUCUUUAGUCCUCGUAGUGGUCAGGGUUCUGGGGUUGGUGUAGAUGCUGGACCUGGUGGUUCUGGGGGUCAAGCUAGUGGUUCAGCUGGAGGUGGAACUAGUAGUACUGGUUCUGGUUCUAGUUCUGACAGUGGAAAAGUUAAAGGUCAUGAAGGUUCUAGCAAUGGUGCAGACAGUGGUUCUGGUUCUUCUGGUAGUGGUUUUGACACUGGGUCUAGAAGUGGUGGUGGUUAUGUCCAUGAUGGUGAGGAUCUUAGUGGCCCAAAGGGUUCACUCAUGGAAGCACUGGCAAGGAUUCAGGACAUAAUUAAUCAUCAUGAUGAUCAAAAGCACACUACUACUGAGGAUGCCAUAGCCCCAGAGUCAGGGUAG
Messenger RNA from Quercus robur (English oak), 423 nucleotides. RefSeq names its product spore wall protein 1-like. The record is from RefSeq and is a predicted model, not a curated record. Bases 1 to 423 code for a protein of 140 amino acids. Lineage: Eukaryota; Viridiplantae; Streptophyta; Magnoliopsida; Fagales; Fagaceae. The transcript has 3 exons.